This is a messenger RNA of Argiope bruennichi, 1005 nucleotides long. RefSeq names its product putative carbonic anhydrase 3. The transcript has 6 exons. The record is from RefSeq and is a predicted model, not a curated record. Gene Ontology annotation, molecular function: carbonate dehydratase activity; zinc ion binding. The coding region runs from base 123 to 887 and encodes 254 amino acids. NCBI's taxonomy places the organism in Eukaryota, Metazoa, Arthropoda, Arachnida, Araneae, Araneidae.
AGAUAUUUCAAAGGAAGAUAAACGAAAGUCUAUCAAGGAGCGAUGAAAGACAUAUAAUUCGUAGAAAUAUCUUGAAAUGGAGCUAUAAAAACAAAAAAACAGGUUAUUCAAAAUGGCCGAAAAUGUUUAGAAAUUGUGGCGGGAGUCAGCAAUCUCCUGUGGACAUUGACACAGAAGAUGCGUUGAAGAGCGCUUUUUUAAAGCCUCUAGAAUUUCAUGGAUAUGACAGACCGCUCAGAAAUGCAGUUAUCCUAAACAAUGGCCACACCGUGUUAAUAAAGGCAGAAAGAAAUUCGGACCCACCCUUCAUUAAAGGAGGCGGCUUGGAUGGAAAAUAUACAUUUCGACAACUGCAUUUCCACUGGGGAAGUUCAAACGAUAAAGGAUCCGAACACAGAAUUGAUGGGAAAUCUUAUCCAGGAGAGCUGCACAUCGUUCAUGAGAAAAACGGAGAAACUGGCGACCUUGCCGUAGUAGCAGUAUUCCUGGAGAUUUCUAAACGGAAAAACCUUGAUUUAGAACCUAUAAUCACUUCCCUACCCAAAGUAUCUGUUCCUGGACCGGUGGUGCCCAUUAAAAAAUCAUUUCAACUAGCCAAGAUGUUGCCGAAAGAUGCCAAGCACUAUUAUCGCUAUGUAGGAUCACUCACUACCCCACCUUGUACGGAGGGCGUCACGUGGACGAUCUUGGCGACACCUGUCCGCAUCGGGGAGCACCAGCUGAAAGCUUUUCGAAGACUCCGGGCUUCAUCUGGAUCCAAACAUUUUCUGUCAGACAAUUUUCGUCUUCCUCAGGAACUGCAUCAGAGAAUCAUUUUGGAAUCGAUCAUCCCCAAAGCCAGAGGAGUGUCAGACAAACAAAAAUCGACGACGUCUUCUCAGAUGUGAUUUGAUACGAAUCGUUUAGGACUUACAAUUCAUAUCUGUUAUAGACUUUUUAAUGUUGACGAAAAUUGAAUUUCAUAGUUUCAAUUAUAAAUCUUUUUACAAUUCGAUUCUGUGUCAU